Trypanosoma theileri is the source of this 1245-nucleotide messenger RNA. RefSeq lists its product as uncharacterized. The record is from RefSeq and is a predicted model, not a curated record. The transcript has a single exon. Bases 1 to 1245 code for a protein of 414 amino acids. NCBI's taxonomy places the organism in Eukaryota, Euglenozoa, Kinetoplastea, Trypanosomatida, Trypanosomatidae.
AUGAUGAUGAUAAUGCACCGUGUGAUGUGUGUGUUGGCCGUUGUGCUGUGCUGCGCCUGCGGGUAUACCACGACGGCUGCUGCUGCUGUUGAUAAUGACAGUCCCAGUGGCCGUGGUGUAUCCCGUGGGGCUGUGGAGGUGUCGUGCGGGGCCGGCGGUGCGCUGCGUGUACGCCCCGCUGCUGAGAGCGAGUGGCUUACAUGCGGUGCGGGCAGCCGUGUGUCUGCAUGUGGGAAGUACGCAGACCUCUGCCGCCAGCGUACCGCAAGAGCAGCAAGAACAACAACAAGGACUACUACUAAUGCUGGACAACCAAAGGCGGUGAUGGCGUUUUUUGGCAUUACUUGGAAUUAUCCUCGUUACUAUAAUGAGUCGGAAGAGGACGUGAAAAAAAAGAAAAAGGUGAUGGCGAGUUCUAAUUCUGUGGGAUUCGAAGAUUUCCUUGUAAAAGCCAGCCAUGAUCAUUAUUGUGAUAAGUACCCCUAUUCUACUAUUGAUGGUGUACCGUGUUGGAAGAGGAAAUUACUUGAGACGAGUAAGGUAGGAACGAAGUCAUUCCAGGGUCCAGCAGCAGGGGAUCACUCCAGUGGAGGAAGUAAUGCUAUCUCUUCACCGCAAGUUACGCAGCCAAAUGAUAGUCUCCAACACGGUGAUCCAGCAGCUGAAGUAGAAACAGGAGAGUCAGUGGUUACAUCACAAGUUGGUCGUGAUAGUGAUUUGCAACCCAGUGGCCCUGAGGGUUCUGAAGCACAACAUCAGUCGGUUAAAGGAGAAACAGCAACAAGUCCGUCUACAGCAGAAAGUCAAUCUCAGGGGUCUACUCCACCUACAAAAGGUGAUGCAGCACCACAAGGUGAUCAAGGAACACCGAGCAACAGAUCUGAUAACAGUACACCUGCCGAUUCUAAUGCUACCCAGCAAUCUUCUCCAGCAGCGGAGAGUACUGCACCCAGUGAUGGUAAUCCUAACCAGCCAUCUCAUGCAACUGUUCUUGAUGUAACUGCCGUACCAGACUCACAAGAAAACAAUUCCACUACUCUGCUGAGCACCGAGAACACUACCACAGAAGCACCAACCACCACUCCAUCUCCUGCACCUGUUCCCGUAACCGAUACACAGACUAACACCAUCGCUUCCACCAUGCAGAAAAAGGCUAAUGCUGACAGCAGUAUCAAUCUUGUGUGGAUGCGCACUGCAGCACCGCUGAUGAUUGUGGUUGUGUUGUUCUCCGUUACCGUGUACUGA